GGGAGGAUUAGAGCCCUGAACAGUCAGAGGAGAAAGAGGAAAAAGGUAGGAGGAGGUUGGGGGCAGAAAAGCCAGCAGGCUGGCACUCAGCUUGGAGAGAGCAACCCCCCCCAAAAAACCAUCAGUAAUACCACCCAGCUGCACUGGACCCCAGGCUUGUGGAGCAAAGAUCUGCUGAAGGUCUCCUUGGUCGACCAGAACCUGGACAACCCAGAAGAAGAGGUCCCUGACCACGAGUCGUAAGGCUUGUCACAGCUGCAAACCGGGGACAGGGGGCUAUUAAUGCACAGAUAGGCGAGGGAGGGGGGGCAGCCUUAGAAUAAAUACAUUCUGGGGUUAUUCUUAUACCCCAUCUAGGGGCAAAAAAAAAAGACACCAAGAGGGAGCAGGUGCUGAGAAUCCCUGGGAAUCGGGUUAUUUUGUAUCAUAUGUUUUUUUAUUGAUACAUUGUAUCCAGCACCAAGACGAUAAUACAUAUUGAUGACAUCAUUGUGGACAUUUUUUUUUACAUAUAAAUAUAUAUUUUUUUAUACGUGUAUAUAGGGGGAAAAAAAUUAUUUAGAGGCUGGAAAAAAAAAUAAGGCUGGAAGGAGGCUACAUGAAGAGAAAAAGGACUGCCUAAUUUCCCAUACUUGCUUCUGAUGGAGGGACUCGGCGGCGUCUGAAGGUAUCAGGACUAACGUUCUCCUCUCUCGAAAUGAAGGUUUGAAGAAGGAGCACCUGUGUCAUCGAGAAGAACGAGGACAGAAAAGGGGUUCCCUCCAAUUCUUCUUCUAAUUUUUUUUUGGGGUUGGAAGGGAGGAGGCGUUGGAAGGAGGCCCUCGGAGUCUGUUUGACCUCCCUAUUUGCAAUAUGGCUGGUGCUAGAAUUUGGGGGUUGAGGAAACGGUGGCUCGCAGGGCACCCCGAGUCUUCCUGUUAGCAAUGGCCAAUGUCAUCAAACUCCAGAGCAUCUUCAGCAGCUCGAGCUUCAAUAUGAGCGCCAACCAGCAACAUGCAGACUCUUCUUCCAUUCUUGCCCACAAGGGAGAUGCCCUUAUUAUCCCGGUGCCCCCGGAUGUGCCUUGUGAUGUUAAGGGACAGAGAAUGUGGUGGGCAUUCCUCGCCUCGUCCAUGGUGACGUUUUUCGGAGGGCUAUUUAUUAUCUUGGUGUGGAGGACCCUUAAGUACCUGUGGACUGUCUGCUGCCACUGUGGGGGCAAAAACAAGGAGGCGCAGAAAGUCACCAAUGUUGUCACCACCCAAGUGACCGAUGGGGACUACAAGCCAACAGACGAGAAAGAAGAAGUCGCGGUGGCCGAGGUGGGGUGGAUGACAUCCGUCAAAGACUGGGCCGGCGUGAUGAUAUCUGCGCAGACCCUAACGGGCCGCGUGCUGGUUGUGACCGUCUUCGCCCUGAGCAUCGGAGCCCUCGUCAUAUAUUUCAUCGACUCCUCCAAUGAUAUUGAAUCCUGCCAACACUUCUACAAGGACAUCACUCUUCAGAUAGACAUGGCUUUCAACAUCUUCUUCCUGCUGUACUUUGGUCUGCGGUUCAUCGCUGCCAAUGACAAGCUGUGGUUUUGGCUGGAGGUGAAUUCGGUGGUGGAUUUCUUCACCGUACCGCCCGUGUUUGUGUCUGUAUAUUUAAACAGGAGCUGGCUGGGUCUGAGGUUCCUCCGAGCUCUGCGACUCAUCCAGUUCUCCGAAAUCCUGCAAUUUUUAAACAUAUUAAAAACAAGUAAUUCCAUUAAGCUGGUGAACCUCUGCUCAAUAUUCAUUAGCACGUGGCUGACAGCUGCCGGCUUCAUCCACUUGGUGGAGAACUCGGGAGAUCCAUGGGAUGAUUUCCGCAACUCCCAGGCUCUCACCUACUGGGAGUGCGUCUACCUGCUCAUGGUGACCAUGUCCACCGUGGGAUAUGGAGAUGUUUAUGCAAAAACCACCCUCGGCCGUCUCUUCAUGGUCUUCUUCAUUUUAGGCGGUUUGGCCAUGUUUGCCAGCUACGUCCCCGAAAUCAUAGAAUUAAUAGGAAACCGAAAGAAAUAUGGUGGUUCUUAUAGUGCAGUUAGUGGACGGAAACAUAUCGUGGUAUGCGGUCACAUCACUUUAGAAAGCGUCUCCAACUUCCUGAAAGAUUUCCUGCACAAAGACCGCGACGACGUGAACGUGGAGAUCGUGUUUCUGCACAACAUCUCCCCAAACCUGGAGCUAGAAGCUCUGUUCAAAAGACACUUCACUCAGGUAGAAUUUUAUCAAGGAUCCGUCCUGAAUCCACACGAUCUGGCGAGGGUUAAGAUUGAGUCAGCAGACGCGUGCCUCAUUCUCGCAAACAAGUACUGCGCGGAUCCCGACGCAGAAGACGCAUCCAACAUAAUGAGAGUCAUCUCCAUCAAAAAUUAUCACCCCAAGAUACGGAUCAUCACUCAGAUGCUGCAAUAUCACAACAAGGCUCAUCUACUCAACAUACCCAGCUGGAAUUGGAAAGAAGGGGAUGACGCCAUCUGCUUGGCUGAGCUGAAGCUGGGUUUCAUUGCUCAGAGCUGCUUGGCCCAAGGUCUUUCCACCAUGCUAGCGAACCUCUUUUCUAUGCGCUCCUUCAUCAAGAUCGAGGAGGACACGUGGCAGAAGUACUACUUGGAAGGUGUGGCUAAUGAAAUGUAUACCGAGUACCUAUCCAACGCGUUUGUGGGUCUCUCAUUCCCAGCGGUGUGUGAGUUGUGCUUCGUGAAGCUGAAGUUACUGAUGAUAGCCAUAGAGUACAAAUCAGAGAAAGGAGAAAGCAGAAUUAUAAUCAAUCCUGGAAACCACCUGAAAAUAAAAGAAGGCACCCUGGGAUUCUUUAUCGCGAGCGACGCCAAGGAAGUAAAAAGGGCAUAUUUCUACUGUAAAGCGUGUCACGAUGACAUCACCGACCCCAAACGGAUCAAGAAAUGCGCCUGCAAAAGACUCCUCCUCACUCUUCCCUGCCUGACCGCUUUGCCUGUGUUUGCAGUUGAAGAUGACCAACCUUCUGCUUUGUCGCCUAAAAAAAAGCAAAGGAACGGAGGAAUGAGGCACUCACCAAACUCCUCGCCCAACAUAAGACAUGACCCCCUACUUAUGUCAGCGAACGAUCAGAUCGACAACAUGGAUUCCAGUAGCGUGAAGAGAUACGACUCGACGGGCAUGUUCCACUGGUGUCCGCCCAAGGAAAUGGAGAAGGUGCUUCUGACCCGCAGCGAAGCGGCCAUGACGGUUUUGAGCGGCCACGUGGUCGUCUGCAUUUUUGGAGACGUGACGUCGGCCCUAAUAGGACUGCGGAAUUUCGUGAUGCCGCUGAGGGCCAGCAACUUCCACUACCACGAGCUGAAGCCGAUCGUGUUCGUGGGGUCCUUGGAGUACCUGAGACGGGAGUGGGAGACGCUCCACAACUUCCCAAAAAUCUCUAUUCUACCCGGUACGCCAUUAAGCCGAGCUGAUUUACGAGCUGUCAACAUUAACCUGUGUGACAUGUGUGUCAUCUUGUCAGCUAAUCAGAACAACAUCGACGAUACUUCACUGCAGGACAAGGAAUGUAUCUUGGCGUCCCUCAACAUCAAAUCCAUGCUGUUCGACGACAGCAUCGGAGUCUUGCAAGCAAACUCUCAAGGAUUUACGCCCCCUGGGAUGGACAAGUCUUCUCCUGACAACAGCCCGGUUCACGGUUUGGCCCGCCAGGCGUCCAUCACCACAGGGGCCAACAUCCCCAUCAUUACAGAGCUCGCUAAACCCGGCAAACUACUCCCUUUGAUUUCACUCAGUCAGGAAAAAAACAGUGGGACACACAUACCAAUUAUUACCGAGCUGGUGAACGACUCCAACGUACAGUUCCUGGACCAGGACGACGACGACGACCCGGACACGGAGCUCUACCUGACCCAACCCUUCGCCUGCGGCACGGCGUUCGCCGUCAGCGUGCUCGACUCCCUGAUGAGCGCGACCUACUUCAACGAUAACAUCUUGACUCUGAUAAGGACGCUGGUGACAGGUGGGGCGACCCCGGAGCUGGAGUCCCUAAUCGCCGAGGAGAACGCGCUCCGCGGAGGGUACAGCACCCCACAGACGCUGGCCAAUAGGGAUCGGUGCCGCGUAGCGCAGCUGGCGUUAUACGACGGGCCAUUCGCCGACCUGGGGGACGGUGGGUGUUACGGGGACUUGUACUGCAAAGCACUGAAGACGUACAAUAUGCUGUGCUUCGGGAUAUAUCGGCUGCGGGACGCUCAUCUAAGCACUCCGAGCCAGUGUACCAAAAGGUACGUCAUCACGAACCCUCCAUACGAGUUUGAGCUGGUGCCCACGGACCUCAUCUUCUGCCUGAUGCAGUUCGACCACAAUGCCAGCCAGUCUCGGGCCAGCUUGUCUCACUCUUCACACUCCUCGCACUCGUCGAGCAAAAAAAGCUCGUCCGUCCACUCCAUCCCAGCUUCGGCCAACCGGCAGAACCGCGCCAAGGCUCGCGACGCUCGUGACAAACAGAAGACGAAUAGAAUGGGUCAAGCAGAAAAGAAAUGGUAUACAGAUGAAACGGAUAACACUUAUCCCAGAAACAUUCAGAUUAAGCCAAUGAGUACGCACGCGGCUAAUCAAAUUAACCAGUACAAAUCAACAAGCAGCCUGAUACCGCCAAUCCGGGAAGUCGAAGAUGAAUGUUAAGCCGAGACUCAAAAAAAAACAAAAAACUUUUUUUUUAUAUAAAAAAAAAAGAAAAAUAAGAAAGGAAAAAAUAAUACUUUCUGAACUCGAGGACAUGUCCAGACAUGGAGGAUAAUGCCACAGGACAUAAAUAAAUUGUAUAAAAAAAAACCACCCCAUCGCGAAGGAGAUCGGGGGAGACGAUGUCGACGUGUAGGUCUACCCGUCCCGAGACUUUCGUAUUUCCAGCCAGCAAAACAGAGACUGCAAAAGAAGAAAGUGUACAAAUCUUUCAUUUAUAAACGAACAGCAUCUAUAUAACCAUGUAUAGCCUCUAGUGUUUUAAAUUAUUUUUAUUCGUUAGAAAGAAGAAGAAAAAAAAUAUAUAUAUAUAAAUAUAUAUUUUUAGUCACGUCUCUGCCCAAAAACCAAGGCCGAAGAAAAAAUAAUAAUAAUAAUAAUGCGCAAAACCGCCAUUGUGAUCAGAGAAUUCUAAACAAUUUUAUUUGCUUUUGUGUCAAACUGGUUAAUGCUAUGAACUGCAUCUCGGUUCUCUUCCGAGAACCUUGGCAAAUGUUGACCGGUCUGAGGGCCACGCGAAGCAUUGCGAAGGUCGAGGGUCUAGAAAGUGAUUGUCUUGUUUCAUGCUUCAGCCACAGAGUAUUGUAAGACAUCUGGAAAAAAAUCUUAAAAAUGGCUUAUUUUAUA
Molecule: messenger RNA, 5339 nt
Organism: Spea bombifrons (plains spadefoot toad)
Lineage: Eukaryota; Metazoa; Chordata; Amphibia; Anura; Pelobatidae
Gene: KCNMA1
Product: potassium calcium-activated channel subfamily M alpha 1
Exons: 30
Coding region: 924-4652 (1242 amino acids)
Biological process (GO): potassium ion transport; transmembrane transport
Cellular component (GO): postsynaptic membrane
Molecular function (GO): large conductance calcium-activated potassium channel activity
Source: RefSeq, a predicted model, not a curated record